AUGUCAAUCAAGAACAGUAUGUCUAUCAUUAACAGAAAUAUUAAGGUCGCGCUACUUCAAUUCUAUACCGGCUCCGACAAGCAGGCCAACUUGCAGAAAGUGAAGGAAUUUGCGGCAAAGGCUUUUGCGAAAGAGCCAGGUCUUGACUUACUUGUUUUGCCAGAGUGCUUCAACUCUCCAUACGCCGUCGAUCAAUUCAAAAAUUAUUCCGAGCCAAUACCAUCAGGGGAGACAACUAAGUUUCUAUCUGACCUUGCCAAAGAGUAUAAUGUCAAUAUCAUAGGAGGAUCGUUCCCAGAACUUGGCUCCGAUAACAAAAUCUACAACACCUCUCUCACUUUUGAUAAGAGGGGAGAGAUUGUUGCAAAGCACAGAAAGGCUCACUUGUUUGACAUUGACAUUCCUGGCAAAAUGACUUUCAAAGAGUCUAUUUCCUUAGCACCAGGAGACAAAGCCACUGUUUUCCAAUUGGACAAUUUGUGUAAAAUUGGUCUCGGAAUAUGCUACGACAUCAGAUUUCCAGAGCUGGCAAUGAUUGCAGCUAGACAAGGUGCUGGAAUUAUGUGCUACCCGGGAGCUUUCAAUACAGUCACGGGUCCUCGGUUCUGGACAAAGUUUGCUGUCGCUAGAGCUAUUGAUAACCAAGUAUACAUUUUGAUGUGUUCUCCUGCAAGAAACGUUGAAGGUGGUGGCUACCAGGCUUAUGGACACUCCAUGGUGGUUGAUCCAAAUGGGGACGUUCUCGUGGAAGCGGGCCAUGGCGAAGAAAUUGUCUACUGCGAACUGAAACCGGAAGUUCUUGAUGAGGCCAGAAAAAACAUCCCAAUUACCCUGCAGCGCAGAUUUGAUAUCUAUCACGAUGUUUCGAAAGAUGCUGUGGCCAACGCCAUUUAA
Messenger RNA from Ogataea parapolymorpha DL-1, 894 nucleotides. RefSeq names its product hydrolase NIT3. NCBI's taxonomy places the organism in Eukaryota, Fungi, Ascomycota, Pichiomycetes, Pichiales, Pichiaceae. The transcript has a single exon. The record is from RefSeq and is a predicted model, not a curated record. Gene Ontology annotation, cellular component: mitochondrion. The coding region runs from base 1 to 894 and encodes 297 amino acids. Gene Ontology annotation, biological process: oxaloacetate metabolic process; L-glutamine metabolic process. Gene Ontology annotation, molecular function: omega-amidase activity.